UUCGGCAGCCCCCGUCCACGUCGCAGCUCCACCGCUCGUCCUUUUGCCUCCCCGAAUUGCACACACACGCCUUGUCCUUCACCGCCUCCGCCUUCCUCCUCCGCCUCCAACUCCUCCUCCUUAUCACAGCGCACUCGCGGCUGCCUCUGCCUUCAUUCUCCCCCCCAUUUCUUCUCCACAGCUCUGCUCUCCUCUCCCGUGAACGACCUGCAGCAGCAGCAGCUAUAGCCUAGCAUCUUGAGAAGCUGGCCGAGAAUCCCAACAAGAUGGGGCGCGGCAAGAUCGAGAUUAAGCGGAUCGAGAACGCGACCAACCGGCAGGUCACCUACUCCAAGCGCCGCACGGGGAUCAUGAAGAAGGCGCGGGAGCUCACCGUGCUCUGCGACGCCGAGGUCGCCAUCAUCAUGUUCUCCUCCACCGGCAAGUACCACGAGUUCUGCAGCCCAGGAACCGACAUCAAGACCAUCUUUGACCGCUACCAGCAGGCCAUCGGGACCAGCCUAUGGAUCGAGCAGUAUGAGAAUAUGCAGCGCACGCUGAGCCAUCUCAAGGACAUCAAUCGCAACCUGCGCACGGAGAUUAGGCAAAGGAUGGGUGAAGAUCUGGACAGUCUGGAGUUCGACGAGCUGCGCGGUCUUGAGCAAAAUGUUGACACCGCUCUCAAGGAGGUUCGCCACAGGAAGUAUCAUGUGAUCACCACACAGACUGAAACCUACAAGAAGAAGGUGAAGCACUCGUACGAGGCGUACAAGAACCUGCAGCAGGAGCUGGGCAUGCGCGAGGACCCGGCGUUCGGGUUCGUGGACAACACGGGCGCCGGCGGGUGGGAGGGCUCGUCGGUGACGACGCUGGGUGGCGGCGCAUCGGCGGCGGACAUGUACGCCUUCCGCGUGGUGCCGAGCCAGCCCAACCUGCACGGCAUGGCCUACGGCUCCCACGACCUGCGCCUCGGCUGAUCUGAUCUAGCUAGCAGUUGCCUGCUUGCCACGCGUGCAGCUGGUGUCGCUGCACGCCCAAUGCAAAGCAAGUUCAUCACGGAGUAAUCGUCCAGGUAUUAUUGUAACGAAUAAAUGCAGAGCAUGUACCGUCCGGCACCAGCUAGCUCUCUUCGUAGUACUGUCAUGUAAUGCAUUGCUGUCUGUGAUCGUCUAUGAUUAUUGUAUCGUGGCACUAUGUUUGUGCUGUUGAUUACAUUGUUUGCAAAUAUAAUGCUACUGUAUUACUGCAUGAUGAUGGUUGGAUUGACUUGCA
Messenger RNA from Setaria italica (foxtail millet), 1251 nucleotides. Its product is annotated as MADS-box transcription factor 16. The transcript has 7 exons. Gene Ontology annotation, molecular function: DNA-binding transcription factor activity, RNA polymerase II-specific; RNA polymerase II cis-regulatory region sequence-specific DNA binding; protein dimerization activity. Gene Ontology annotation, cellular component: nucleus. Gene Ontology annotation, biological process: positive regulation of transcription by RNA polymerase II. The record is from RefSeq and is a predicted model, not a curated record. Lineage: Eukaryota; Viridiplantae; Streptophyta; Magnoliopsida; Poales; Poaceae. The coding region runs from base 267 to 956 and encodes 229 amino acids.